AUGGGCCUCAAAUGUCUCCUGGCUAUACUCGCCGUCGCAGUGCAUAUGGCCGGAGCUGCUGCCGUGGAAGCCGUCGAGUUGCCCAUCGUCUACUCAGUUUCCAACAACGCCCUCAACACGAAAGGAGGCAUCGACUUCCAGAACCAGAUCGGCGAGUGGUACGCCAAACGGAGCAUGUCCAAAGCCACCGUUUUCUCGUGGCGAGCAUUCAACCAGCUGGCUUACCCAGGCAGCAAGAAGAUCGUGCCCUCGAUCGGGCUGGUCGUGGAGUCAAUGAGCGAAGACUACAACGGCUACGCAGCCUACAUUAACGGCUCCAUCGUACACAUCAACGCUAACUACUUGGGCCAAUACAACGGCGACCUCAAGAGGGAAUUCACAGGUUUGGUGUACAACCAAGUGGCGAGCAUCUUGCAGUGGACGGGGAACGGGGAGGCGCCGGCGUGGCUGACGACGGGAAUGGCGGACUACGUGAGGAUGAAGGCCGGUUACGAGGCCGUCGGUUGGGUGGGCGCCGGAGAAGGUGAGAGUUUGGGCCGUGGGUUCGACGUUGCGGCCCAUUUCCUUGGGUACUGCAACAAGCUGAAGAGAGGUUUCGUCGGAGAGUUGAAUUACAAGAUGAGGAAUGGUUAUACGGUCGGCUAUUUUGUGGAUCUGCUGGGGAAGAAUGUUGAUCAACUUUGGUCAGAGUACAAAGCCACGUACGCCAAGAGGGCUUAA
Linum tenue is the source of this 720-nucleotide messenger RNA. The record is from the annotation of a GenBank genome assembly. Lineage: Eukaryota; Viridiplantae; Streptophyta; Magnoliopsida; Malpighiales; Linaceae.